Molecule: messenger RNA, 604 nt
Organism: Punctularia strigosozonata HHB-11173 SS5
Lineage: Eukaryota; Fungi; Basidiomycota; Agaricomycetes; Corticiales; Punctulariaceae
Product: sterol-binding protein
Exons: 5
Coding region: 67-456 (129 amino acids)
Cellular component (GO): cytosol
Source: RefSeq, a predicted model, not a curated record
ACCACCUAUACCUAUACGCCCUCUUCCUUCCUUUGACCACGUCGACCUUCUUCCUCUUCGCCCACCAUGUCUGACAUCAACAUCCCGGGAUUCAAGGCUUCGGACAUCAUCUCCCAGCUGGCACAAGUCACCAGCACGUACAGCGAAGAGGAGAAGAAGAAGGAAAUCAAGAAGACGAACGGCAUCUUCGAGCUGCGCAUAAAGAACGCGGAGGGCAAGGAGGGCGUGUGGACGAUCGACAUGAAGAAGACCGGGACGGUCUACAAGGGCGAGGCGAAGCCCAAGCCGGACGUCGCCAUCAUCUUGUCCGAUGAUACAUUUGUGCAGCUCGCCGAGGGCAAGCUUGACGGACAGAAGGCGUUCAUGACCGGCAAGCUGAAGACAAAGGGUAACAUGAUGCUCGCGACUAAGCUGGACGGCGUGUUGAAGACUGCAAAGGGCAAAGCAAAGCUCUGAGUUACGUCGUAUCGUUGUAUAUCAUACCGAUACCGUCAGCCUAUCCCCUUCGUUUUCCUCUUGCACGCGAUUCGCUUUGCGUCUGUAUUUCGUCUGAAUACUACCUGAAUUAAUCAUGUGUUCUACGGACUUACAUGCACGACGUGUC